CACAUUUCUAAUUCUAGAAAUCUCUCUGUUGUUACGUGAAAUGUAUUUUCACCCGGUCGAUCGGUUGACCUGGAACAUGGUUCACUUCUGCCUAUUUAUUCUCUGGAUCUCAGGGUCCUUUUUCGGUCUAGCGCCAAAUCGCCAAGGCUGACAACUUUUGCAAUCUCGGCGCGUCCAAAAGCAGGAUUAUCGUGUCAUUUUCUUCCGUGCCUCAAUUGCCAAGCCAACACUCAUCUCCUUCUCUUGACCGCUCCAUCAUGAGGUUCCCCAUUUCUCUGAGUAGUCCUCAGCUUUCCUGUCUGUCUGUCUGUCUUUCCUCAGCGCUCACACGGAGUCACUCAUUCUCUUCUUCUCUCAGCAGUCUUCUAGUGCUACCUUCAAUAUGCAUCCUAUACUCGUUACCAUCACAGCGCUGCUCCUAUCCAACUUUCCAUGUGCAGCUGCAAUCGAUAGCCUCAAUGCUCCCUCGUCCGUCAAAGCUGAGACGGACUUCGUGGUGUCCGUCAACCCUGACCCCGAAAAAUCUGCAUCUUCAGACCCUCAUUUCACCGAAUACCGCGUCUACCUCGCAAUAUCACCUCCAGGAAACAUAAAAUGGACCCUUGAACCUGUCUGCUACCUCAUCAACUCCUCCGCUAUCAGCAUCACAGAGUUCACCGUCCAAAUCCCUGCCUCCGUUGGACCUUCCGGACCAGGCUUUUAUGCUAUCGCCACACAAGAGUUCGGCGCCCGGGGAGACGACUCGGACAUAACUUACAGCGAUACCUUUAGCUUCACUGGAGAUACGGGGAAGUGGACGCAAUAUGAGCUCGAGGACGAUAUGGAUAAUGACCCUGACAGCACGCCAUGUUCUGCAUACAGUUGUUCUAAACAGUGCAGCCAGAAGUUCUAUUCUGAAACAAGGAACGCAACGACUAUCGAGGACUUUCACAACACCUACAGUGGUUGGCUAGCUUGUCCGGGAACUACAUACAGGAGCUGGGAUUAUCUGCUCGAACAAUACUGGAAGUAUAGGAACGCAACCAGCCCGGGCUCCGACGAUGGAGGACCAGACACAUCCAGUUCAACCCCGAAGAGUACAUCAGUGACGAAGUCGGCAACUACGACGACCAAGCCAAGAUCGACUAUAUCGGCGUUAACAAUGUCGACAUCGACAUCUGUUUCUGGAUCAUCGACCUCUACCUCCACGACCACUGGAAGCACCCCCUCGCCGACGAAGAGUGCAAGCGGAAAUAUUGGGGUGGACUUGUUUGUGUUAAUGAGUGCAUUAUCUGGUUUCGCUGCGUUAUUGUAUACCCUCUAAUGAAACUAUCUGUACUCUGCAGUCUUUUAAUCCAAGACUUAAAACUGCG
Molecule: messenger RNA, 1352 nt
Organism: Hyaloscypha bicolor E
Lineage: Eukaryota; Fungi; Ascomycota; Leotiomycetes; Helotiales; Hyaloscyphaceae
Exons: 1
Coding region: 383-1303 (306 amino acids)
Source: RefSeq, a predicted model, not a curated record